This is a messenger RNA of Pan troglodytes (chimpanzee), 2338 nucleotides long. It is a transcript of the gene OSM, whose product is annotated as oncostatin M. Gene Ontology annotation, biological process: oncostatin-M-mediated signaling pathway; immune response. Gene Ontology annotation, cellular component: extracellular region. The transcript has 3 exons. NCBI's taxonomy places the organism in Eukaryota, Metazoa, Chordata, Mammalia, Primates, Hominidae. The record is from RefSeq and is a predicted model, not a curated record. Gene Ontology annotation, molecular function: cytokine activity; oncostatin-M receptor binding. Bases 524 to 1282 code for a protein of 252 amino acids.
ACAGAUGUCCCAACAGCCCCGGCGAGAGGGCAGGAAGGGCACUCAAGAAGGAAGAUGUCUCGCUCCCCUCAGCCCCCAACCACCGUGUCCUGCGAGGCCAAUGGCUCCUGGGCCGAGACUGGCCUGGGGCCUCCAGAGGCCCAGCUCGAAGUCCCUCCUGCCCAUCCCUGGCCCAGUUCCCCGAAGAUGGCAUGGACCCUUUUCCUCCCCACUCACCCCAGGAAGGCUGAGGCUGCGGUUUACAUCAUCCUUGGGCGUAGGGCUGACCUCGAAGAACGAAUUCGAAGAAAACAGGAGGAGGAGCGGGCAUACACCGCGCCCUGCGCCCAUUGGCCGCCCGUGGAAAUUUUGGUUUUUGGGGUCAUGUUCCCAGAAGGCCUGCCCUCCCCCCUCCCCAUCCCCACCCACCUCAUGAGGUGUUGGCCAAUCGCCCCAGCGGGCAUAAAGUGGCUGCCAGCCUGCAGGGCUCCCAGCCGAGAGGUGUCACCCCCAGCGGGCGCGGGCCGGAGCACGGGCACCCAGCAUGGGGGUACUGCUCACACAGAGGACACUGCUCAGUCUGGUCCUUGCACUCCUGUUUCCAAGCAUGGCGAGCAUGGCGGCUAUAGGCAGCUGCUCGAAAGAGUACCGCGUGCUCCUUGGCCAGCUCCAGAAGCAGACAGAUCUCAUGCAGGACACCAGCAGACUCCUGGACCCCUAUAUACGUAUCCAAGGCCUGGAUGUUCCUAAACUGAGAGAGCACUGCAGGGAGCGCCCCGGGGCCUUCCCCAGUGAGGAGACCCUGAAGGGGCUGGGCAGGCGGGGCUUCCUGCAGACCCUCAAUGCCACACUGGGCUGCGUCCUGCACAGACUGGCCGACUUAGAGCAGCGCCUCCCCAAGGCCCAGGAUUUGGAGAGGUCUGGGCUGAACAUCGAGGACUUGGAGAAGCUGCAGAUGGCGAGGCCGAACAUCCUCGGGCUCAGGAACAACAUCUACUGCAUGGCCCAGCUGCUGGACAACUCAGACACGGCUGAGCCCACGAAGGCUGGCCGGGGGGCCUCUCAGCCGCCCACCCCCACCCCUGCCUCGGAUGCUUUUCAGCGCAAGCUGGAGGGCUGCAGGUUCCUGCAUGGCUACCAUCGCUUCAUGCACUCAGUGGGGCGGGUCUUCAGCAAGUGGGGGGAGAGCCCGAACCGGAGCCGGAGACACAGCCCCCACCAGGCCCUGAGGAAGGGGGUGCGCAGGACCAGACCCUCCAGGAAAGGCAAGAGACUCAUGCCCAGGGGACAGCUGCCCCGGUAGCCUCGAGAGCACCCCUUGCCGGUGAAGGAUGCGGCAGGUGCUCUGUGGAUGAGAGGAACCAUCGCAGGAUGACAGCUCCCGGGUCCCCAAACCUCUUCCCCUCUGCUACUAGCCACUGAGAAGUGCACUUUAAGAGGUGGGAGCUGGGCAGACCCCUCUACCUCCUCCAGGCUGGGAGACAGAGUCAGGCUGUUGCGCCCCCACCUCAGCCCCAAGUUCCCCAGGCCCAGUGGGGUGGCCGGGCGGGCCACGCGGGACCGACUUUCCAUUGAUUCAGGGGUCUGAUGACACAGGCUGACUCAUGGCCGGGCUGACUGCCCCCCUGCCUUGCUCCCCGAGGCCUGCCGGUCCUUCCCUCUCAUGACUUGCAGGGCCGUUGCCCCCAGACUUCCUCCUUUCCGUGGUUCUGAAGGGGAGGUCACAGCCUGAGCUGGCCUCCUAUGCCUCAUCAUGUCCCAAACCAGACACCUGGAUGUCUGGGUGACCUCACUUUAGGCAGCUGUAACAGCGGCAGGGUGUCCCAGGAGCCCUGAUCCGGGGGUCCAGGGAAUGGAGCUCAGGUCCCAGGCCAGCCCCGAAGUCGCCACGUGGCCUGGGGCAGGUCACUUUACCUCUGUGGACCUGUUUUCUCUUUGUGAAGCUAGGGAGUUAGAGGCUGUACAAGGCCCCCACUGCCUGUCGGUUGCUUGGAUUCCCUGACGUAAGGUGGAUAUUAAAAAUCUGUAAAUCAGGACAGGUGGUGCAAAUGGCGCUGGGAGGUGUACACGGAGGUCUCUGUAAAAGCAGACCCACCUCCCAGCGCCGGGAAGCCCCAGUCUUGGGUCCUCGCUGCUGGCUGCUCCCCCUGGUGGUGGAUCCUGGAAUUUUCUCACGCAGGAGCCAUUGCUCUCCUAGAGGGGGUCUCAGAAACUGCGAGGCCAGUUCCUUGGAGGGACAUGACUAAUUUAUCGAUUUUUAUCAAUUUUUAUCAGUUUUAUAUUUAUAAGGCUUAUUUAUGAUGUAUAUUUAAUGUUAAUAUUGUGCAAACUUAUAUUUAAAACUUGCCUGGUUUCUAAA